CUCUCUCUCUCUCUCCUCAUUCUUCAGUCACCUCAUGCUCUCUUUUGUGACUCAGGGAAAGUACAUCACAAUGAGUACAAUAUAAAAAGGGGAGGAAUGUAGAGAUCUGCCCUCCACAUUUUCUUGAAUUUCUCUGUUUUUUGCUAAGCAAAGGUGAAAUGGGAAGAAAGAAUUGCUUCGUUCUUGCUGUGAUUCUCCUAAUUUUUCUUGCUGGAUGCUCCUCAGUUUCUGCUUCACCCGCUACAAAAAUCGUUGGUGGGGUUGUGACAAAGGUUGUCUCCACCAUUUUCAAGCGGCUGUGGUCUCUCAAAUCAGCCACCAAAACCGCUACCUCUAGCCGCUCAAUGAUGAAAUUUGAAGGUGGAUACACGGUUGAGACAGUGUUUGAUGGGAGCAAGCAUGGAAUUGAGCCAUACACGGUGGAGAUCUCACCGGAUGAGGAGGUUCUCAUAUUGGACUCCCUCAACAGCAACAUUUACAAGAUCCCAACCCCUUUAUCUCGAUAUAGUCGGCCUAAGUUGCUGGCGGGAUCAGCUGAAGGGUACAACGGGCAUGUAGACGGGAAGCUGAGGCAAGCAAGACUGAACCAUCCUAGAGGGCUUACUGUUGACGACAGUGGCAAUAUAUACGUUGCUGACACGAUGAAUAUGGCGAUCAGGAAGAUCAGCGAUUCUGGAGUUGUGACGAUUGCGGGUGGUAAGCCAGGCCGGAGAGGAGGACAUAUGGACGGACCAAGUGAAGACGCGAGGUUCUCGGAUGAUUUUGAUUUGGUCUACGUUGGAAGUACAUGCUCUCUGUUGGUCAUAGAUAGAGGGAACCAAGCAAUACGAGAGAUCCAACUCCACGAGCACGAUUGUUCCCACGAGGAAGACAACAAUCUCGAUUUAGGAAUAGCAGUGCUUGCUUCAGCUUGUUUCUUUGGUUACAUGCUCGCCUUGUUGCAACGUCGAGUCGCUUCUAUGCUUUCGUACGACAAUCCUAAGGAACCGAAGGCUUAUGCGACGGGCAUGCCCCCGGCACCGUACCAGAGGCAGCCCCCAUCCGCGAAAUCCGUCUUGCCGCCCCUGAUUCCGGCCGAAGACGAGUACGACAAGCAAGAGGACGGACUAUUCACUUCUCUCGGGAAGCUCGUCGUCCACACUGGCUCCCUCGUAGCCGAUCUCUUCGGCGGACUAUUCUCGGGAUUCAAGAAGAAGCCCGUCGUCAUAAACCACAUGCCGGCCUACCAACAACCCCAACACCACCACCAAUACCAGUCAAGGCACGGAGGCGCGUGGCCCGUGCAAGAGAGCUUCGUGGUUCCACGCGAGGACGAGCCACCUCCGCUCGAAGCGAGAGAGCCCACGCCACGCAAGAACUACCCCUACAAGGACGCGGAAAAGAUGAGGCCGUCGAAGCAGAGCCGGCCCUACUACAACCAAUGGAACGUCCACGGGCACGGGCACGAGUAUCAGCAGCCGCAGCUGCAGUCUCAUCAGCAUCACCAGAAGCACCGGCCGGCCAGCCCUCAGACGUACUACGAGCAGCAGAACUGCGAGACGAAUGAGAUCGUGUUCGGGGCUGUCCAGGAGCAGGAGGGGCGGCGGGAGGCGAUGGUGAUCAAGGCCGUCGACUACACCGAUCCGGCCUACGACGGCAACAAUGUGAGGUCGAGAUAUAACUACAUGAGCUAUUCCUCCUAUGGAUACUAGUUAAGUUGUGUUGUUUGAUGUUAACAAUGUUGAACACUUGGUUCACAAUGUAUAGAAGUAAUGAUGAUAUGAUAGUAUUAUGGUAUGAAACAAAUGUUCUUUUCUUCAGUUGUCUCAUUUCACUUUUUUUAUGUUUUUGGAAAAAAGUUGUUUCCUGAA
This is a messenger RNA of Salvia hispanica, 1850 nucleotides long. RefSeq lists its product as uncharacterized. The record is from RefSeq and is a predicted model, not a curated record. Gene Ontology annotation, molecular function: protein binding. NCBI's taxonomy places the organism in Eukaryota, Viridiplantae, Streptophyta, Magnoliopsida, Lamiales, Lamiaceae.